Molecule: messenger RNA, 1292 nt
Organism: Benincasa hispida (wax gourd)
Lineage: Eukaryota; Viridiplantae; Streptophyta; Magnoliopsida; Cucurbitales; Cucurbitaceae
Product: tyrosine-protein phosphatase RLPH2-like
Molecular function (GO): hydrolase activity
Source: RefSeq, a predicted model, not a curated record
AGAAACAAGAUACAUUUUUUUCUUCUUUGUUUUUCAAGUCAACUGAUCAAAAAUGAAAAUCAAAAUUAGCCUCUAUUUCAUCUCAUAUGAUCUAUAUAGUUGGUCUCCUUCUUCAAGCUCGGAAGAAAUUAAAAAAACCAUAUAUUUACAGAUCUAAUGUCAAAGGAGACGAAACCUAAAGUCGUGUGUUGUAUUGGCGACAUCCAUGGAUACUUCACCAAGCUUCAGAAGCUAUGGCGAAACCUCGAGUUGACGAUCGGGGCCUCCGACUUCGCUUCCGCUACCGUCAUCUUCUUGGGAGAUUACUGCGACAGAGGGCCGAAUUCUCGAGAAGUGAUUGAAUUCUUGGUCUCACUGCCUUCCAGGUAUCCAAAGCAGAAGCAAGUAUUUCUGUCAGGGAAUCACGAGUUUGGGUUAGCAGGGUUCCUAGGGCUCGUGGGAGCUCCGUCGAACGAGUCGGGGUUCGAGUCGACAUGGGAGGGGUUCGAGGAGAGGGAGGAGGAAGAAGGAUGGUACAAGGGGGAGGGGUAUGAGAAUAUGCAUUUGCAAGCAAGAAUGUGGGGUGGGACUACAAGGGAGAGAUUUGAUGCAUAUGGAAUUGAAUUUAUGGGCUCAGUUUAUGAUGCUGCACCAACAUUUGAGUCCUAUGGUGUUCCUCAUGGAUCUCCUGAUUUGAUGAAGGCAGUACCUGAUGAACAUAAGAAGUUCCUUUCCAAUCUGGUUUGGGUUCAUGAAGAAGAUGAUGUGUGUUUGGAGACAAAAGAUGGCAUAAAGAACUGCAGAUUGAUAGCAGUCCAUGCAGGUUUAGAGGAAGGGAAAGAUGUUGAAGAGCAACUCAAGUUUUUGAAAGCCAAAGAAACCAAAUUUCCCAAAAUAAUGGGUCUAAGUGGGAGGAAGAAUGUUUGGAAUAUCCCAAAGGAACUGUGUGAGAAAAAUGAUGAAAAGGCAACCAUUGUUGUAAGUGGACACCAUGGAAAACUUCACAUCGAUGGCUUAAGACUCAUCAUUGAUGAAGGUGGCAGUGUGCCCGAGGUUAAUCCUUUAGCUGCAAUUUUGCUUCCUUCCAUGAAAAUUGUUCGUGAUACUGAUAUCUUUUAAAUUCUCUAUGUCUUUUUAAUACUUAUGGGGAUAUAGUUAAUUUCAAUAUGUCUUUUGGAAUAAUGAUGUUAGUGUGGUUUCUGCUACCUCUUAGUCCUUGGAAUGGAUGUAUAUGGUGGAAGUUAUUGGAAGAGAGAUUCUAAUUUUUCUAAUAAAAUUAUAGUACUUAUUAUAAAUAUUUGAUAUAUAAUAGA